UGGCACAAGCUGAGCCACGGGGGGGCGGUGAGCCUCAGUCCCGAGGAGCGGGCGCGGAGGACCCGCGGCCCGCCGCCAGCCAACGCCGCGCCCCGCCCCUCGGCACGCAGGCCCGGCGCGAGCUCGCGCACGUGCGCGCGCGCCGCCGGAGCCUCGGUCGGACCAGCUAGAUUGGGAAGCCCGCGGGCGGAGGCCGGGCUGCUGAGGUACUGGGGGAGGAGCCCGAGCCGCCGCUGCCGAAGGAGAGGAGCAUGUCUGCAACUCGAGCCAAGAAAGUGAAGAUAGCCACCAAAUCAUGCCCCGAGUGUGACCAACAGGUUCCUGUUGCAUGUAAAUCAUGUCCCUGUGGUUACAUAUUUAUUAGCAGAAAACUUUUAAAUGCAAAACACUCAGAGAAAUCACCAUCUUCUACAGAAAACAAGCAUGAGGCCAAGAGGAGGCGAACAGAGAGAGAGGAGAAGAUAAAUUCUACAGUAAAUAAAGAUUUAGAAAACAGAAAGAGGUUUCGAAGUAACAGCCAUUCAGAUCAUAUCAGACGAGGAAGAGGAAGACCUAAAAGUGCAUCUGCCAAAAAACAUGAGGAAGAAAGAGAGAAACAGGAAAAGGAAAUUGACAUCUAUGCUAACCUCUCUGAUGAAAAGGCUUUCGUGUUUUCAGUCGCCUUGGCAGAAAUAAAUAGAAAGAUUAUCAAUCAAAGACUUAUUCUCUGAUACUUGUCUGCACAAUCUGUUGAAACUUUCUUCAGGAUUACAUCAGCAAAUUCUCAAACAGUUGUGGACUCUCAGGAGCAUUCUGACUGCAUCAAUAAGGGCCAUUGAUUUUUUUUUUUUCCCCUUUCUAUCAUUUAGCCUGUGCCACACUUUGGGAACAAAGCUGUAGGCUUGGACUAUUUUGGGAUUUCCUUGUUUACCAAGGAGAAUUGUCAGUGUUUUGUGUUGGCAUAUAAGUAAGUGUAUUUACAAAGCAAAAUGAAACAAAAGUGCUGGAUGGAUGUUAAAAGAAUAAAAAGGGGUAGGACUAACUGCUGAAGUAUGAAAACUAGGGAAAUAAAAUGCUUGAUAGUUUUCAGGUGUGCCACCAGAGAUGCAAUAUUUUGAAUACUGUCAGAAAGAGUGACUUUUAAAUAUAUAUAUUUCAGAUUUUCAGCACUAACGGACUGCAUAUAUACAGUUCAUUUACUUUUAAUAAAUUGGCAAUUGAUAUUUUAUUGAAUGGGAAAUUAAGAAUAUAAACUAAAUUUUGUCUUAAAUUGAUUUUUUUUCUUGACCAUUAUUUUUAUGACUUAAGGUAUGAGUUAUAUUUUAGGAGAUACUUUCCAGACAGUUUGGAAGUUUGGGUGCUAAUAUAAAGAAAAACAUUUAAGGAUAUAUCAUACUUCAGAUAUAAAAACCUCUUUUUCUUGAAUGUAAUUUAUUUAUUGGUUUAAAAAAAACUUUUCUGCUCUCAAGAUGGUGCCUGUUAACCUAAACAUAAAAUAUAUUUAUUACAUGCAAAAUAUUUCUUACAUAGCCACUUUUAAGCAGUAAUGUUUUAUCUGAGUGGAUGUUCAUUCAUACAUCCUGAUGAUUAUUUAAAUUGUUACUUAACCUCCUUCUGGAAGAAAAAAAUAAA
Messenger RNA from Sciurus carolinensis (gray squirrel), 1611 nucleotides. Its product is annotated as UPF0547 protein C16orf87-like. The record is from RefSeq and is a predicted model, not a curated record. Lineage: Eukaryota; Metazoa; Chordata; Mammalia; Rodentia; Sciuridae.